This is a messenger RNA of Enterospora canceri, 687 nucleotides long. Lineage: Eukaryota; Fungi; Microsporidia; Enterocytozoonidae. The record is from the annotation of a GenBank genome assembly.
AUGAUGCAGGAUGCAAAGAGAUACAUUGAGAGAAAAAUGAAGAAGAUUGAUUACAUCCACACGAAGCUGCCUGAGGGAUACGAUGACGUAGAGACACGCUACAGGAAGGUACGUGACGAGAUCAGCGUGUUACAGGGCGUAACAAAGGGGCUUUCGAACUACGAGUUUGGUGGAACCAUUUUGAAGAAUUUGAGUUCGUGGAGCACCACGUUGGGAAAGAGCACAAACAUAAAGUCGCUGAGGCGGGAUGACAUAUACACGGAUACGGCAUUUGUUGGAAUGGAGCUGGCCAAUAGCGUGAGUGACAAGCAUCUGAAACAGGUCUGUAGCGACUUCUCUGCCUCCUACGAGGGUAUUGCGGCUGAUAAGCGAAAGAUGAACGAGAAGAUGAGUGACAUUGUAGAGGAGUUGGCUGUGUUGAAGAAGAAGUGUAGGCAUAUUGAUCACCAGCGUACGACUGUGAAGAAUACGCGAUACGAUCUGGAGGAGUUGGUGCAAUCCAAUGUCUAUAAAGAAGAGGAAAAAGAGGCAUUGGAAAAGAAGUUUACGAAGAAUGCAAAGGAAGUCGUUGUUGAUAUGACUGAGUUCAUGCAUCUGUCUAUGAUAAAUGGAAUCAUUAUGAAGAUAGCACAGGCACAUAGGGAAUUCUGUGAGAAGGCAGCAGAUCACCUGGCUAAAUUCAAUUGA